UGGAAAGUGAACUUGGAACUGGAAUGGGCAGGGCAGCACACGGCCGCCUGCUCCUGCUGCCGAUGAGAUGAGUGUGUGAUUGAGGUGCAGUGCUGGACAAAAGCAAAACGACACCUUCCCUUCCGUCUUGUUUCGUCCCGUUCCCGGCGACUCCCGUGACCCUGAGAGGAGAGGCGACUAGGCGAGGCCAUGGCCUCCGGCACCGGCACCGGCUCCCGCCAGCUGCAACCCCCAGCAGCGGCGGCAGAUGCUGACCCGGGAGCCGGCGGCGACAAGCUCGUCUUCGAGGCGCCGCCGCAGCCCGUGAGGGACGACUACGUCGAGAACGCCGUCAAGUUCCUCUCCCACCCAAAGGUCAGGGGUUCCCCCGUCGUCUACAGGCGAUCUUUCCUCGAGAAGAAGGGCCUCACCACCGAGGAGAUCGACGAGGCCUUCCGAAGAGUCCCUGAUCCUCAACCCAGCACUACGGCUACCACUUCUCCACAGCAGCAGGUCAACAGCCAAAAUCAUUCCGCUGGCGUGCAAACUUACACUCCAGCGCAACCUGUGCACCCAGCAACUGCUGGCCCUGUUGCCCUUCGAACACAACCCAGGUUCAGCUGGUACCAAGCAUUCCUCGCUGCAGGGCUCUUGCUUGGUUUUGGUGCUAGCGCUGCUGUCUUUAUCAAGAAACUGUUCCUUCCUAGGCUCAAGUCUUGGAUACGCAAUGUCGUAGCGGAAGGUGAUGGCACUGAAGGCAACCAACUUAAGGCCAGGAUAGAUGAGGAAACAGCCGAGGCUGUAAAGGCCUCUGCUUCAGCUGUUUCUGCUAUUGCCAAAACAAACCAACAUCUGCUUGCUUCAAAGGAUGAAGCAGAAAAGAAGAUACUAGUGACGUUAACACAUGCUCUAGAUUCCCAAGCCAAGGAGUUAAAAUCCUUGACCGAGUCAAUCAGUCAUACCAGGGAACCCAUCAACAUUACUAGGGAUGAUAGGUUUUCUCAGUACCGCCCACUGGAAGACCACGCCCCUCCUGUUAUGAGGAAUGGGGCAAUUAACAGUUCAUGGAGGGCUUCUCAGCAAACUAACAUGUACGGUGCGUCAAACGGUGACUUUGGUUCUGCGAGGUCUUCAUUCGCGCCAGCACCUGUUGAACCUACAGCUGGAUCAUUUUCAAGAUCCUAUGCCGAGCAGACGAUGUCCACUACACAACGAGGGGAUAGGUCUUCUGGCAGUAAGCCAUGGGAGAUGCAGCAGUAUUCGCAACAGAGGCCUGGUUAUGGAUCCAACUCCCAGUUGAGUGAUGAUGGAUCAUACUCUGAUGCCCAGGACAGCUAUGCUCCUUCCUAUCACCAGAAUGGAAAGGCCCCUGAUUUUCAAGCAGAUGAACCUAGGCCUUUGACCUACAACACUGGGGUUGAGGAAAGACCGCCGCCUCAGCGCCGCUGGGUGCCCCCUCAGCCUCCAGGUGUCGUGAUGCCAGAAGCAGCUGCUGCCAUACGUCAACCAAAGACCCCUCCAAAGCAACCCUCCAGCAAUGCCUCUGAGGCAGCUGGUGAGGUGCAGGUGAAUGGUGCCUCAAGUGCAUCAGAUGCUGUGACUGAGGUUCCUGUUAAUGGUGCUACGGCAAGUGAUGCUGGACACAGCGAGAUCGAAGAACAAUGAGUGGCCGUCUAAGUGAAACCAAGACCAGCCAAUAACUGGGAAGCAAUCUAAGAGAGAUUCUGGAUUUCUGGUACAUCUGGGGAUUAGUCAUACAUUUCUGAAUAACUUCUGUAUCAGAACAGCGGGACAACCCGCAAGAUGGAUGCCAGUAAUAAUGUAAUAAGUAGCAGAUAGUUUAUGUAUUUAGGUUAAUGCUACACACAGGAGAACAUAUCAGUAAUAUUUCUAUGGUUGUUUGAUGGUGCUUAAAAAGCGUGCUUGUGAAUUAUUGUCCUUCGUUCAUGAUCUUGUAAAGACUAGCAAUCUCAAUGGACAAAAUCGAGAUGGUUAUUUGUUUGCUUU
This is a messenger RNA of Sorghum bicolor (sorghum), 1986 nucleotides long. RefSeq names its product peroxisomal membrane protein PEX14-like. Lineage: Eukaryota; Viridiplantae; Streptophyta; Magnoliopsida; Poales; Poaceae. The coding region runs from base 190 to 1644 and encodes 484 amino acids. The transcript has 11 exons. Gene Ontology annotation, molecular function: signaling receptor binding. Gene Ontology annotation, biological process: protein import into peroxisome matrix, docking. Gene Ontology annotation, cellular component: peroxisomal importomer complex; peroxisomal membrane. The record is from RefSeq and is a predicted model, not a curated record.